This is a messenger RNA of Boleophthalmus pectinirostris (great blue-spotted mudskipper), 636 nucleotides long. RefSeq names its product vasoactive intestinal peptide (gene vip). Gene Ontology annotation, molecular function: neuropeptide hormone activity; peptide hormone receptor binding. The coding region runs from base 102 to 560 and encodes 152 amino acids. The record is from RefSeq and is a predicted model, not a curated record. Gene Ontology annotation, biological process: epinephrine secretion; negative regulation of potassium ion transport; negative regulation of smooth muscle cell proliferation. The transcript is spliced from 6 exons. Lineage: Eukaryota; Metazoa; Chordata; Actinopteri; Gobiiformes; Gobiidae. Gene Ontology annotation, cellular component: neuron projection; perikaryon; extracellular region.
CGUCAAACCAACGGAGUGGAGCUAUUAGGCAGUAGAGUCAGCACCUUGGACAGCACCAGCAAACUACGCUAUCAUAGCCCAUCUGAGAACAGCCAAACUACAUGUGUAAAACAAUGUCACAGCGGACCGGUCCCCAGCUGUUGCUUCUAAUAGCCCUGUGCAGUGUGUUAUAUUCCCGCACCUUGAGUCUCCCAUACGCGUCUAUGAGACCGACGAGACACGCGGACGGUUUGUUCACCAGUGGAUACAGUAAACUUCUGGGACAGCUGUCAGCGCGGAGAUAUCUGGAAUCUCUCAUCGGGAAGAGGGUCAGUGAUGAGCUUUUGGAGGAGCCAGUGAAGCGCCACACAGACGCUAUCUUCACAGACAACUAUAGUCGCUUUCGCAAACAGAUGGCCGUCAAGAAAUACUUGAACUCAGUCUUAACUGGCAAGAGGAGCCUAGAAGACCCAGUGAGCAGUGACUCCGAUGAAUCCAGGGGUGAACCCACAGCCUUCCAGGAAAGUUAUGAUGACCUUAACGUAGACCACUUCAUCAACAACUUUCAGUUGCCACUUUGAGAAGGAGUCCAUGUGAAUACCUCAAGUCAUCCUCAUGAAUCUUUAUCAUAGCAAAGGCAACGAAACCCUGGGGGAC